CGUUCCGAGUAUCGUGGUCGCGUAAUUCUACGGACGUGCCUAGAUAACUUCGAAGUGACUGGUCCGGAAGGAAAGCACAGGCGCUUCGUUAAUCCCAAGAUCCCCCUCCCUAUUACGAAGGCCUAUAUCUACUCCUCCUUGCUAGCCUUGACUAUCUUCACACAGAGUGCAAAGUCGUCUAUACGGCUAGAAAAUAUCCUUAUAAGCUUUGAAAACGAAAACAUUCUUCUAGACUUUAUCAAACGAUAA
Messenger RNA from Penicillium diatomitis, 249 nucleotides. Its product is annotated as serine/threonine-protein kinase. The record is from RefSeq and is a predicted model, not a curated record. The transcript has 3 exons. Lineage: Eukaryota; Fungi; Ascomycota; Eurotiomycetes; Eurotiales; Aspergillaceae. The annotation marks the transcript as partial.